Messenger RNA from Polypterus senegalus (gray bichir), 2235 nucleotides. Its product is annotated as tumor protein D54-like. Lineage: Eukaryota; Metazoa; Chordata; Cladistia; Polypteriformes; Polypteridae. Bases 201 to 923 code for a protein of 240 amino acids. Gene Ontology annotation, cellular component: cytoplasm. The record is from RefSeq and is a predicted model, not a curated record. The transcript has 10 exons.
GCGUCGCGCCGGAAGCAGGCUGCGCAGAGGGUUGGCUGGCAGGGUGUACCUGUAUUGGUCGUGUUGCUCGGUGCGGUGCAGGCUUUGCGGCUCUGUUGUAACAGCUGAUGUUACUAGAAAAGAAUUUGUUCUUUAGAAGAGCACGGUGAAGGGCUUUAACGACGUUCUCAAGACCAGAUACUGUUUAAACAGAGACAGCUAUGGACUCUGCAAACCAAGAUAUAAACCUCAACUCUCCCAACAAAGGCCUAGUUUCUGAAGGCAUCCGAGAUGUGCCGGUUGAAGGAGCUAUGGGAACUACAGAACCUGUUGGUUUAACUGAAGAAGAAGCAGAAGAAAUGAAAAUUGAACUUGCCAAGGUAGAAGAUGAGAUCAUUACCUUGCGUCAGGUGCUUGCUGCCAAAGAGAGACAUGCUAGUGAGAUCAAAAGAAAACUGGGGCUAACUCCACUGAAUGAGCUGAAGCAAAACCUCACUAAAAGUUGGCAAGAUGUACAGACAUCCUCUGCCUAUGUGAAAACCAGUGAAAAACUUGGGGAGUGGAAUGACAAAGUUACCAGUUCUGAUGUAUACCUUUCAGCCAGUGCCACUGUGGAUGAAAUAACCCAGUCACAUGCAUAUAAGAAAACUCAGGAAACACUAGCUCAGGCUGGUCAGAAGACUUCUGCUGCACUCAACACUGUGGGCUCAGCAAUCAGCAGGAAAUUUGGAGAUAUGAGAGCACUCCCUUUCUCACAUUCAUUUGGCAGUUACUCCAUUCGCCAUUCAAUAAGUAUGCCUGCUAUGAGAAACUCUGCAACGUUUAAGUCCUUUGAAGACAGAGUUGGAAGUAUAAAGUCUAAAGUUAUUGGUGGCAAAGAAAAUGGUGAAGAGGUGCAUUCUCCAACUGAAGAAAAACCAAUGCAAGACAAGGCUCCUUUCUAAACCACUUAUUCUUCUCUCCUGCCCCAGCCAAAUAUCUGUAAAACUCCGUUAUCACAGAAGCCCUUGCACUUAACAUGUAAACUGCACCAUAUCCACAAAAGUACAGCAUGUGCAUAAGUUUAAUUUUACAGUGCAGAUAUUAGUCAGGACAGUACAAAAGCUUUCACUAGAGUUAUAAAAUCUUUGAUAACCAUUUUUUUCUAACAAAUUUUACACAUUACAAAAUGUUUUUACAUAAAUUUUAUCAUUGCACUGCCUUAUGGCAUUUAUAUGUGAGAGCUUAAAUGCAUAAAGAUGUUACACUAUUUUGUACCUUAAAAUAAUGUUCACAUUAAUACACAAACUCUAAUUUUUUUUUUUACAUGUAGUAAAAAUGUGAAGCCAAGCUUUUAUGUAUUAAGAUGAGAAUGUGGAAUCAAAUGUCUAAUGUCUGCCUUAUCACUUUAUCUAAACCUGAUUUUUUUUUUUUUUUAAAUAAGUUGCUCAAGAAAUGAAUGCUGCCAAAAUAAAUAAUGAACAUCUAAUUAAGGAGAAACAAAAAUUUUAACAUUGGUUAUUGGUGCAUGAUUUUGUGCCAUAUAAUUAUUACUGUAUAAAGCAUACAAGAAUGCAGUAGUGUUGAACAUUUUGUUUCAAAAUUUAGGAAACCUGAUGAAUAUCACUUUUUGCAAUGUGUAUUUAGUUAACCAACUAUAUAAUCUGGACCUUGAUUACUCAAAAUAUUCAAGUUUAAUGGAACUUGUAUAAUGUUAACAUAUUCACAGGGCUGAAAUAUGUUUUGGUAAUUAUUUGGGUUGCAGGAAAGGGAAAUCCUACUUUUUCAUCAAGGUAUUAAUUUACAUAGUACUUUAGCUUUUUUUUUUUUCUUUUUUCUCUCCAGGGUUUUUUUUUCUUUUGCUUUUCAACGUAAAUGAGAAAAUUUAACUGCGUUAAUCCUUAUAUUUAAAAAAAAUAACUUUUUAAAUAUUUUAAAAUGUAUACACAUAUUAGACUAUUUGACUGUGAGGUGUAACUGCAGAGAUUAUAAAUUAGUACUGAAGAACUAUAAGGUCAUAUUUCUGCUUUUAUAGCUGCAAAUUAUAAACUUAAGACUAAAGCAGACUGGGGUGCUUAUGGGUAUACCUUUGUAAUAAACCUAGAAAACAUAACUAUAAUAUAAAUAUACCGAGGCACAAGAGAUGGGAAGAUAGUUGGUGUAGCUAGAUAAAAAGGGAUCAUUGUCUGUGAUACAUACAAGUGGCACAUUGGAAGUUGCAUUUUCUUUAGAAUGUUUAUGAUGAAAAAUUAUCAAUAAAGCAUUCCUUUAAAAGUC